This is a messenger RNA of Suncus etruscus (white-toothed pygmy shrew), 2472 nucleotides long. RefSeq names its product kelch like ECH associated protein 1 (gene KEAP1). The record is from RefSeq and is a predicted model, not a curated record. Bases 213 to 2096 code for a protein of 627 amino acids. Gene Ontology annotation, molecular function: transcription factor binding. Lineage: Eukaryota; Metazoa; Chordata; Mammalia; Eulipotyphla; Soricidae. The transcript has 6 exons.
CCCUGUCCCCGCCGCUGGACGCCCUGGGACUCUUAUUCUGACACGCGGCCGCCCGGCUUUGCUUAGUCACCGUGACCUGUGCGCGCUCCCCGGUCCCCCCCUGCGCGCCGCGAUGGAGGCGCCCGAGCCCGGGCCACGAAGGCGGAGCCGGAGCGCGACCAUGGCGGGAUCCCUGCUUGCCAGCAGCAGUGUGCCUGCACUCCAGGCCCCCGAUGCAGUCCAAAGCCAGGCCUAGCGGGGCUGGGGCCCGCACGCGAUUCCUGCCGCUGCCACCGACACAGACGCAGGGCCACCAGGGGCCUGGGGACGCGGGGAUGUUCGCCUCCACCGAGUGCAAAGCCGAGGUGACGCCGUCACCCCACGGCCACCGCACGUUCAGCUACACCCUGGAAGAUCACACCAAACAGGCCUUCGGCAUCAUGAACGAGCUGCGACUCAGCCAGCAACUGUGCGACGUGACCUUGCAGGUGAAGUACCAGGACGCACCGGCCGCCCAGUUCAUGGCGCAUAAGGUGGUGCUGGCCUCGUCCAGCCCCGUCUUCAAGGCCAUGUUCACCAACGGGCUCCGCGAGCAGGGCAUGGAGGUGGUGUCCAUCGAGGGCAUCCACCCCAAGGUCAUGGAGCGGCUCAUCGAAUUCGCCUACACGGCGUCCAUCUCCAUGGGCGAGAAGUGUGUCCUGCAUGUCAUGAACGGGGCGGUCAUGUACCAGAUCGACAGCGUCGUGCGCGCCUGCAGCGACUUUCUAGUGCAGCAGCUGGACCCCAGCAACGCCAUUGGCAUUGCCAACUUCGCCGAACAGAUUGGCUGUGCUGAGCUGCACCAGCGUGCCCGCGAGUACAUCUACAUGCACUUUGGGGAGGUGGCCAAGCAGGAGGAGUUCUUCAACCUGUCGCACUGCCAGCUGGUGACGCUCAUCAGCCGCGACGACCUGAACGUGCGCUGCGAGUCGGAGGUGUUCCACGCGUGCAUCGACUGGGUCAAGUACGACUGCGAGCAGCGGCGCUUCUACGUGCAGGCCCUGCUGCGGGCCGUGCGCUGCCACGCGCUCACGCCGCACUUCCUGCAGCUGCAGCUGCAGAAGUGCGAGAUCCUGCAGUCGGACGCGCGCUGCAAGGACUACCUGGUGCAGAUCUUCCAGGAGCUGACGCUGCACAAGCCCACGCAGGUCAUGCCCUGCCGCGCCCCCAAGGUGGGCCGCCUCAUCUACACGGCCGGCGGCUACUUCCAGCAGUCGCUCAGCUACCUGGAGGCCUACAACCCCAGCGACGGCCAGUGGCUGCGCCUGGCCGACCUGCAGGUGCCCCGCAGCGGCCUGGCGGGCUGCGUGGUCGGGGGGCUGCUCUACGCCGUGGGGGGCCGCAACAACAACCCCGACGGCAACAUGGACUCCAACGCGCUCGACUGCUACAACCCCAUGACCAACCAGUGGUCGCCCUGCGCCCCCAUGAGCGUCCCCCGCAACCGCAUCGGCGUGGGGGUCAUCGACGGCCACAUCUACGCCGUGGGGGGCUCCCACGGCUGCGUCCAUCACAACAGUGUGGAGAGGUACGAGCCGGAGCACGACAAGUGGUACCUGGUGGCGCCGAUGCUGACGCGGAGGAUCGGCGUGGGCGUGGGCGUGCUGAACCGGCUGCUCUACGCCAUCGGGGGCUUCGACGGCACCAACCGCCUCAACUCGGCCGAGUGUUACUACCCGGAGCGCAACGAGUGGCGCAUGAUCACGCCCAUGAACAGCAUCCGGAGUGGGGCAGGGGUCUGCGUCCUGCACAACUGCAUUUACGCCGCGGGGGGCUACGACGGCCAGUACCAGCUCAACAGCGUGGAGCGCUACGACGUGGAGACGGAGACGUGGACCUUCGUGGCCCCCAUGAGGCACCGGCGCAGCGCCUUGGGGAUCACCGUGCACCAGGGCCGGAUCUACGUCCUGGGAGGCUACGACGGUCACACGUUCCUGGACAGCGUGGAGUGCUACGACCCUGACAUGGACACAUGGACCGAGGUGACACGCAUGACUUCAGGCCGCAGUGGGGUGGGUGCCGCGGUCACCAUGGAGCCUUGUCGAAAGCAGAUCGACCAGCAGAGCUGCACCUGCUGAGCCAUCCUGACACCCCCACGCUCAGGGGCCUAUGGAGACCAUUUUUGUACCCCAAAAGCCAGAGACAGAAUCCUGCUCUGCACGCCAGGAGGCUGCGAAUCCUCAGUGUUAGGACAGCUGGAGAGAAAAGGAUGAGGGGACCCCACUACGUGUUCCCCAAAUUCUAUGUAAGCAGUCACGGCUUCCCUUGCCUUGAGGUACCAGUGGGGGCCGUGCUCAGGCUGGUUGAGCGAUUGGAUCGUGGAGGCCCAGAAGUGUGGAUGGGGCCCCAGGAUUGGGCCAGUAUCCAGAGACUGCGGGACCUCACCCCAGGACUGACAUUUUGUUAAUAAGUAGCCCUGUAACUUUCCAUUGAAAAUAAAGAACAAACUAACAA